Molecule: messenger RNA, 2010 nt
Organism: Podospora anserina S mat+
Lineage: Eukaryota; Fungi; Ascomycota; Sordariomycetes; Sordariales; Podosporaceae
Exons: 1
Coding region: 1-2010 (669 amino acids)
Source: RefSeq, a predicted model, not a curated record
AUGGCUCGGUGUUUCUGUCAACUACCUCCCCAUGGUAUUCGACGCCUGUCUGGCAGUUUAUGGUUGAAUCUGGGAAUAGUAAGUCAAGCAUCACAUCUACCAGAUUUAUCUCUUCGUCUAACUGCCUCCUCUGUUCAAGAGCAAGUCGCAGACGAGUUACAAAUCUUCUCCCCACCACAGCAGGAGCCAUGGUCAGCCCCCAACAUCAGCUUCACCCGAUCCAUCCUCAACGCAGCACAACCAGCAACCACGAAAUUCAAACCAACCCGCCUCCUCUCCCUGCCCCCAUCCCCCAACUCGGCCAUCAAACUCACCACCACCACCCACCUCCCCCAUCCCGUCCAAUACGCUGCCCUAAGCUACUGUUGGGGGCCCCCUUCAGACGCGAUCCAGCAGACAACCCUCACAACCUCCUCCCUCCCCUCCCGUAUGACCAGCAUUCCCCUUUCCGAUCUCUCCCCUGUCAUGCUUGACGCAGUAAAGGUCUGCCGCUCCCUUGGCAUCCCUUACCUCUGGAUCGACGCUUUAUGUAUCAUCCAGGACAGCAAGACAGACUGGGAGUUUGAGUCACAACAAAUGGCGCGGAUCUAUGAACACUCUUACCUUACCAUCUGCGCCGCGGGUUCGUCAUCCUGUCUGGAGGGGUUCCUGUCCAAGCGAGCUGUCUACCCUGAAUAUAGGUACACAUCCCCUGCCAAGGGCAUAGUUAACGGGGUGUUUACACUCCGAUCGGUGCCCAGCAACAGCGAUGGGACGCUGGCAGCAAAGGCAUCCUCCCCACCGCUAGAGCAGGAUCUAUCCGUCACGAGCUGGAGCGAAAGGGGGUGGGUAUUCCAGGAACGGGCCAUGUCCACCAGCAAAUUAUUCUUCGGCAAGUCGAUGCUCCACGUCCAAACCAACUCUCUUGUCCUCUCCGAAAACGGCCACCAGUCUGAAGUAAAAGCCAACAACAACCACGACGACCGCAACACAUCACCCAACACCACCCCCCUUUCCCUCCUCCCCCACCUCCUCCACGGCGACAAGACCAACAACCGCUACGACCUCUGGCUAUCCGUCGUGUUGAAAUUCGUGCACUUGAAAUGGACAAUAGAAGAGGACCUCCUCCCCGGUUUGUCCGGUCCGGCCUCCAGAUUCAACGACAUCAUGCCCCCCAACGACGCCUACCUCGCGGGACACUGGCGGUCCGACCUCCACGCCAGCCUCCUCUGGGUCGCCGGCCGCCGUGGUCACCAUCCCCGUCCCAACACCCUCCCAUCGCUGCUGCAAUCCCUCCAAAAAGGCAACCCCCUCCACUGCCCCAGCUGGUCCUGGCCAGGCCGCAGGGACGACAUCUUCCGCUUCGUGCACGGCCUACCCGACGGGAGGAAAUGUCGUGUCCGAACCCACCUGCGGCCGGAGUUCAGCCUAAUCAAAUCAAACGUGCAAGCGGAGGGGGUGGUGAACCCCUUUGGGAGACUGAGCCCGAAGGUCAACUCGCUCGUCGUUUCCGGGAAGGUCAUUCCCAUGUCAAACAUCCUCUCCCCUGACAAACCCAAAUGGGAGUUCACCACCGAGAGCGCGGAGUGGCGGUGCGCAAACGCCGAAAGGGGGUACCUCAUCAUGGUGUCGCAUGACUGGGAUGAUGAUGCUGCUGGUGGAUCUAACCCAGCGGUGACGACAGAGGAGGAGUUGUCAAAGAUCAAGCUGCUUCUGCUGUCGAGUUGCUGCUCGUUGUCCGAGCUGCCUGCUGGCAGCAUCAAACCAGGUGCAGAAGCAACGACCAAAAUUCUCUUCCCAACAGAACACAGCAAGACAUUUCUCGACGACCCGGACUUUCAGUCGGGAGGGGGGGGGACUUGCUCGUUUUGUCAAGACCAGAAACACAAGAGAGAUGUCUGGGGUCUGUUGCUCUAUCCAGCUGACUCGCAAGGGAGGUACUACAGGGUGGGCAUCUUUUACUCUCGUGCUCAGCACGGUGGCUCGGAAGUGUUCAACGAGGCAGAAACGUGCGAGGUUGAACUCAUGUAG